Messenger RNA from Cuscuta campestris, 1617 nucleotides. NCBI's taxonomy places the organism in Eukaryota, Viridiplantae, Streptophyta, Magnoliopsida, Solanales, Convolvulaceae. The record is from the annotation of a GenBank genome assembly.
CAACCCUCACAUAUGUUGGGGCAGCUUUAUUCUUUCUCUUGUUCCCGCCCUCGACCUAAUCAAGCCACCUGGUUUUCAAGAGCCGGGAUUUUGCAACUAUGAGGACGAUGUUGAAACCCCGCGAUCAUCUGGCCGUCCUCGUAGACGCCGGCAAGUUCCGCACGCUUUUCACACACUCCGUCAAAGCGCAUACCACGACGUCUCGAUCUCUUCCGAUCUACCAUUCCAAUUCUCCGCUGCACUCGAAGCCUAUUGCUCUAUACUUUUCCAAUGUUCUCAGCCGUGGCUGCCAUUUUCCGGCGAGAGCAGCAUUCGGCGGCUACAUCUUGCUUUCCGUUCGACGUAUUCCUGAUUUUUGUCCGGUUAAGAGCAUUUCUUCUGCGUCGUCUUCUGCUCAUAUGGUGGAGUGGAACGAAGAUGCUUCAGGCCCAGAAGCCACAAGUGAGAUCGAUGAGAAAAAUUUGAGAGAGGACGACGAGGACGAUAUUAUUGCCUCUGCCUCUGCGGCUAUCCCUGUUAGGGCUUUUUUCUUUUCGACCAGUGUGGAUUUAAGGAGCCUGAUUGAGCAGAACAAGCAGAAUUUUGUUCCUCCCACGUCUCGUAUGACCAAUUAUGUUGUUUUAAGAUUUGGCUGCACCAAAUCAAAUUCUAAUGAUUCAGGUUUUGGUUUAAGUGGCAAUGACUGUUGUUAUAUGGUAGUUUUCCAUUAUGGUUCAAUCGUCCUGUUCAAUGUCCGUGAUCAUGAGGUUGAUGGGUAUCUAAAAAUCGUUGAAAAACAUUCUUCUGGCUUGUUGCCUGAGAUGAAGAAGGAUGAGUAUGAGGUGAAAGAGAAUCCAAAUUUAAAUACGUGGAUGCAAGGUGGGCUAGAUUACAUUAUGCUGCAGUAUUUGAAUAUUGAUGGCAUCCGUACAAUUGGCAGCGUUCUGGGCCAAAGUAUUGCUCUUGAUUACUAUGUUCGUCAGGUUGAUGGAAUGGUUGCGGAGUUUACAGAUAUCAACAGAGGAAUGGAAAAAACUGGCACUUUUACCAUGGAGCGGAAAAAGCUUUUCCAGUUGGUUGGAAAGGCAAAUUCUAAUCUUGCUGAUGUUAUCCUUAAACUUGGGCUUUUCGAAAGAUCGGACAUUGCAUGGAAAGAUGCAAAAUAUGCUCAGAUAUGGGAAUACCUGAGAGAUGAAUUCGAGUUGACUCAGAGAUUUGCCAGCCUUGAUUUCAAGUUGAAAUUUGUUGAGCACAAUAUAAGGUUUCUUCAGGAGAUUCUUCAGAACAGAAAGUCGGAUUUCUUGGAAUGGCUCAUCAUCAUACUCAUAAGCGCGGAAAUCCUCAUUUCUGUUUAUGACAUUGCCCAGAAGUCGCCAAUCUCCUCCCUCUAGUCCUCCAACGUGUUUAUGACUCCUUUGGGGAAUCUAGGUUUGCCAAUUUAGUGUACAUUCUCGGUUUAGGAUGAUGGUGAUGUUUUAAACUAAAUUAGAUUUCUGAAUAGCAUCUUGUGUGCCUCCUCAAAUGGUGCAAAUUAGAGGCACUCAAGUUAUAUCUUCUUCAUUCGUCUUAAUUGUAACAAACCAAACGCGCCCGCCGUAAACUUCUAUAAUGAUUUUAGAAUAAUUUUACAAUUUUGUG